Messenger RNA from Nicotiana tabacum (common tobacco), 2482 nucleotides. RefSeq lists its product as uncharacterized. The record is from RefSeq and is a predicted model, not a curated record. Lineage: Eukaryota; Viridiplantae; Streptophyta; Magnoliopsida; Solanales; Solanaceae.
ACAGAGGAAAAUAUACUACACUACUAAUAAGAAAUAAAAUAAAAACCAACCCCGUCUGUAUUUUACUUUUUCGAUUUCCCUCUUCGUUCCACCAAUUUCUCUCUGAAUUUCCAUGACUUUGGCUUCUUAGGGUUUUUGCUAUUUCCUCAUCAAAGGUUCAAAUUCCAGCUGCAGCAUCCCGUUUGUCUGAUGCAUGUGCUGUGGGCUAUGGUAGGCUGCGUUGUGGAUUAGUUGAGGUGCACACAAGUUGGUCUGAUCACAACUCUCACCAGAGACAAUGAGUGGGGUGUCUCUAGGUGAGUCUCAUGGUAGACCCAUUACUGGGAGCACGUUGAGGAGGUGCAAUGAUCGUGCAGGAGCUGAUCAUGUUGUUCUGAUUGAUGUCGAUAGUGAUACUUUUAGUAAUGUUAUUUUUAUUGAUGUGCCUGAAUCCACACCCAAAAAGUUUCAAUGUAAGACUUCAGCAAAGAAAGACAAAAGAAGAUCUCCUUUGAAGAACAUAAUCUUCAUCGAUGAUGACGAAAGCAGUGAGAAUGAAUAUCCUGAAUUUGGUGUAGAAAAUGCCUUCCACUUCUUUCAUGACCCUUCCCCUAGCAUGAGAGCGUGCUCAACCUCGAAAAGUGCUAAAGAACCUCCAAAUGAAAUUGGUGAUGAUUGUCAGUUUGUUCGAGAAAAAAUACCUCCAGUGAAGUUAUCAAAAUGCAAAAGAACUUACUCCGGAAAAGCUCCUGUCCAAAAUCGCUAUGGUUUGACAUCUGAUUCAGAGAGUAGUUCAUCCGAAAAUGAUGAGUUCAUGGAGGAUUAUUCUGGACAGCUUCGAGAGCAGUGGCAGAAAGCUUCGUUAAAGAGGAAAAAGUAUAGCAGUGGUCAAUCUGGUGUUAGGGAUAUCAAUAGUGCAUCCGGUGUUCGAAUUCAACCUGACCCUGGCGAGAGUGAAGAGCAUACAUCCUGUUCUGAUUACUCUAAUUCCUCUACUGACAAAGAAGAUCUAUCUCCUAACUCAACACGCGAAUCACGUCGUACUUCUGGUAUGGCUGAUGUCCAUGACGAAGGAGAUCCACGAAAGGAGAACUUUGAAGAGGGUUAUCCCAGUAUACCCCCUCAAUAUCGGCAGAAUCCUUUUGAAAAGAAGCACCCGGAGCAAGGCAAUGAAGGGAGUAUUCCAGCUCCAGGACCUUGUUUGGAAAAACCUGUUUCAUGUGGUGACAGGAACUUCUCUUGUAGACAAUAUAGGGUAGCAGAGGAGGAACCUUUUCUUGGAAAGCAUCAGUGUGCUGUUGAAACUGAAAAUGGUAGGAGACAAUAUAUUUUUACUGAUAAUGGUAAAAAGUGUCAGGAGACGGCUAAGAAUUAUAAUUUUCAUUUCUCAAAAGAAUUAAGACAUGAAACCAGUAGGGUCAGUUUCAAUGAGAAGGAGGAUUUAUUUUCUGGAGGAUUUCCAAGGACUACCCGAUCAUCUGUUGUAUACUAUCCUGAACACAACUAUUCUAAUGGCAGCAGAGUUAAUCCUAGAGAGUCUUCUAUUUGCACGAGAGCUUCAUCAUGCUCAGGAAUCAGCGGCAAAAAAUGUGUCGAUCAGGAAAAUGGGAAAUGGAUUCCUGAUAGGACAUCAGAAUUAGAUGCACACAAUAAUGAAACACAACCUAGUAACAGAGGUUCCUUGCUGGAGGAGGGUCUUUCUGAAUCUUUAUCUACGAGCCAACACAAGGAUGAAAGGCAUGAUGACGUGAAUGUCCAAGAUGGUGAGAAUGUGGAAGGUUGUGUUGAGAACUGUAUUACCACCGAAAGAGAAAGGAUGAAGGAGACUUCCGAAUACAAAAAGGCACUGGAGGAAGAACUUGCGUCCAGGCAAAGAGCGUUAGCGAUUCAGGCAGAAGAAGCCAAAAAGUUGAAGCUGUUGCUCAAAAGAAAGAAGGCUGAAAGUAUGCGUCUACUAGAAAUGGAGAAGAGACAAAAGCAGCGUGUGGAGGAAAUAAGAGAAACUCAAAAAAAGGACGUAGAGAAUAUGAACUUGAAGGAGCUAGUACGAGCCGAAGUUCGAAAGGAACUUAGGAAGCUCGAAAUGACAUGCCAUGAUAUGGCUUCGAUGUUGCGCGGAUUGGGAAUCACUGUCGGCGGUGGCACUAGUCAUGAGGUGCGCGUUGCUUACAAGAAAGCGUUGCUGACAUUUCACCCAGAUAGAGCUUCAAAAUCUGAUAUACGACAACAAGUUGAAGCUGAGGAGAAAUUUAAGCUUAUUUCUCGAAUGAAGGACAAGUAUUUACCAACUUUAUAGGAAUGAACAUAGGAGAUAAAAGUAGUAUAUUUCCAGUCAAAAGAUUUAUUUUUAGGAUGGAAAUUUUGUGAAUAGGCCUUCAAUGCUUUAAAUUUUUCUCACCAUGUGGAAAGCUGCACUCAACUGCAGAAAGGUUUUCUCAUUUCCAGGUAUAGUUUUGUCAUUUCUUUAUUGUCUUUGUUAAUACAAUUGUACUUUUUCAGGGUU